Molecule: messenger RNA, 10707 nt
Organism: Diabrotica balteata
Lineage: Eukaryota; Metazoa; Arthropoda; Insecta; Coleoptera; Chrysomelidae
Source: the annotation of a GenBank genome assembly
AGUUGCUGUGCGACAAUGGGUCGAAGAGGUCCGUUGCGUUUGGGCCUAGCCCUUGCAUUUGUUUUAGUGGCUCAACAGACAUUAGCCGAUCAAGUUUGCAGAACGGGAUGCAGGAAAAGUAAUUCUCAAUUAUUCAAAUACGUUCCCGGCACAACAUACAAGUACAACUAUGAAGGAAAAAUCGACAUUAGCUUAUCGUCUGCCGAAGGACAAGUAGCAAGUACUGAUGUAAAAGCUGUAGUAUUAUUAACACAAUUAGGAGACUGUAACCAACUUCUCAGGCUUCAAAACGUUCAAGUUUUGACCGGAAAUUCAAAGAAACAUGGCCAUAUUCCAGACGUGGAAAAGGCUAUUCAGCUUAAUUUCCAUGACGGACACAUUGAAGACAGUAUAUGUGCCGAACCUACUGAUACCCAGAACUCACUUAAUCUUAAACGUGCCAUUGCAUCUCUUUUCCAAGUCAACUUAAGGAAUGGAUACGAAACUGACAUUUUCGGUUUAUGUCCUACUGAAGUCGCACAACAUAAAGAAGGAGCUGAUUUGGUUGUAGUAAAAGGCCGUAACUUAAACAAAUGUGCCUACAGAGAACAUCUUAGACAAGACUUUUUCGCAACCACUUUCAAUCUUAACAGUGAAAUCAAAUCUAGUCCUAUCCUUAACGGAGACUACAGUGCUAAACUGAGGAUCAAAAACGGCGUAUUGAAUCAAGUAAAUGUCGUUGAAAGCUAUCUGUAUGUUCCAUUCUCCGUAGGUAAAAGCGGUGCCAAAGCUGAAAUUAACAGCAAACUACAUUUAGUAGGCACCUCCAAGGAUAAUCCAAAAGCUGCUCCCAGCGUGCCUAAAUCUAUUAUUUUCGACAAUCCCCAUCCCGUUGUUGCUCCUAACAGUGGCGUCAACGUUAUCUUAAACGCUGUUAAGGAAGUAGUAAAAACUAUUGAUAUUGUCGUUGGAGAAAAAACCGCUAAAAAAUUCGUUGAUUUGAUUAAAACCGUUAAAGCAGCUAAGAAAGACGAUCUAUUGGCCGUUUACAACCAGGUCAGGUCUGGUGUAGGUAUUGGUGACAAAGUAGCUGCCAAAAAAAUUUUCUUGGAUGCUCUUUUACAAGCAGGAACUGGUGAUGCAAUAGAAGUAGCUAUUACCUUAUUAAGGAGCAACGAAUUGAGCGAUCAAGAAAAACAACUGGUCUAUAUUGGACUGUCAUUAGUCAAACACGCAACUGAGAACUCCAUAAAAACCGCUAGUCAAUUACUUGCAGUGCCAAAUCUUCCCGAUCAAGCAUACCUGGGUAUUGGAAACUUAGUAGGACGAUAUUGCCAACAACAUCCAUGUGAGAAAGUUGAUGCUCUCAAUCAAAUAACUCAAAGGCUUAUUCAAAAAUUGGGUAACGGAAAUCCAAAAGACAAGAAAACCGAAAACGAAAUUAUUCUUGUGUUGAAAACUCUUGGAAAUUUCGGACAUUUGAACGACAACGUUGCAGCCAAAAUUGUUUCCAUUGCCGAAAACAGACAAGGUGCCGAAAGAUUAAGAGCCUUCGCAUUGGAAGCCUAUCUUUCAGAUCCUUGCAAGGAUAAGGUUAGAAACAGUGCCAUUCAAAUUUUGCAAAACAUUCAAAAUGACUCUGAACUCAGAAUUAAGGCAUAUCUUGUUUUGGCUAAAAUGUCCCAACGCUAAGGUUGGUAACGUAGUAAGGCUCUAUUGGAAAAGGAACAAAGCUAUCAAGUUGGAGGAUUUAUUGCUUCACACAUCCGCAACUUAAAGGCAUCUGCUAACCCAGACAAACAAGUAGCCAAACAAUUCUUGGGCUUCAACGUUCCUAAGAAAUUCCCCAUUGAUCCUAGGAAAUGGUCGUACAACGGUGAACUUUCCUACGCUGUUGACACACUUGGUGCAGCCGCCUCAAGCGAAGCUAACGUCAUCUACUCUCCAAAUGCUUUCUUACCGAGAUCAACCAAUCUAAACGUAACAGCUGAACUUUUCGGACACUCUUUCAACUUUUUAGAGCUUAGCCUCAGACAACAAAAUUUAGACCGUCUUGUUGAACACUACUUUGGACCAAAAGGUGUUAUUAAUACAGCAUCUCUCAGUGAAUUGUGGAAAGAUAAAAACCAGCAAGGUAACAAAUUAUGGAGGGAAUUUAACGAAAAACUAAAAUCAAGCUUAAGAGCGAGACGUGAUGUAUCCAGAAAAGAAAUUGACAAUAUUGGUAAACUUGUCCAAUUGAAAGAAAAUCCAUUAGACAAAGAUUUGGAUAUUGACCUCAGUCUUAAAACUUUUGGUUCAGAAAUCUUCCACCAAAACUUAAAUGCUUAUCAAGAUGGUCUUUCACCUGAAGUUAUCAUUGAUAAACUCAUAAGCCGUUUCAACGAAGGCUUGGACAAACUAAAGAACUUUGAUGAAACUGUUCGUGCUAAUAUUCAAUUCCUGGACGCUGAAUUAGACUACCCCACAUCUCUUGGAUUCCCUCUGCGUCUAGCAGUGGAAGGAACUUCAAACACUCAAGUUAAAGCUGAAGGAAGUGUUGAUGUUAGAGCAUUAUUAAGUAACAAAGAUAACAACCUACAUAUUAAACUUGUUCCUAGUGCUAGCAUUGAAGUCAGCGGAAGACUCACUCUAGACGCCCUUGUGGUCGAAAAUGGUCUUAAAGUAGUAUCUAACUUAUAUACUGCCACCGGAGGAGAUGUUAGGAUUAACUUCUAUAAUGGCGGAAAGGGAGUUGAUGUUAAAUUUGGUUUACCAGUACAAAUCCAAAAACUUGUAGCAGCUAAUCACCAAAUUAUAUUUGAAAGUAGAGAACAUGCCGGACAGGUUUCUAUCACUCCUCUUAAAUUUGCUCAAGCUAAAGAUUUCUCAAUCUGCUUUGAUCAAUUAAGCGAAUUCAUUGGGCUAGCAUUCUGCGCUGAAGUUAACGGUCCUAAUUUAGCUGGCAAACAAGUACCAGUCUUGCCUUUCCCAUUUUCAGGAGACGCUAAAGUUUCAGUCAGCAUUGAAAACGAGGACUUGAAAGAAUACCACUUUAAAAAUCUUGUAAAUAAGGACUACACUUCUGGUGAAGUUUUACUUGAAACCAUCGGCAAAAAUGGACAAAAGAAACUUAGCGUUCAAGUUCAAAGUGAAAUCUAUCCUCAGAAAUUCAUUAAAGCUGUACUCUCUUCGCCUGUUAAGUCAGCCUUUGCUGAAGGAAGAAUUACAAAUACAAACCAAGAGAAAUCGUUGUUGCUAAAAGCUGGCCAAGACAACGUUGAAACUUACCUUAAGUUUGGCGUUGCCAUUUCAGGUUCCCAAGAUAAAGCAGUUUAUAGUCCAAUUCUUGAAUACAAAACUCCAGACGGUAACCAACAAUUACCAGUUCAAGUUGAAGGAAGAAUUAUUGCUGAACAAAACGGACAGAACAGGAAAUAUAUAUUUGAUAACGUAAGAGUUCACUUACCCAACCAAAAAGUCUUGGGAAUCAAUGGAAACCUUGGAAAUGAAGGUGAAGAUCUCUUCAGCGACCUAACCGUCUCUGAAGGACAACAAUCAGCUUCUUUGACAGGUCGUUUACACAUUGACAAUACUCAACUGAACGUAAAUGCCGAAGUGAAGAAUAGCAUAAACCCAGGUUUUAACUUUAAACUUCAAGGAGCACUGAAGCGAUCAAGUGACCAAUCCCAACUUGGCAGCAACUGGCAAUUAAUUCACGGUCAAGAUCUUGCUUCUAAGACAAAUAUUAUUACCGUAUCAACUGGUGUUACCCGAAGAUAUAAAGGACCAAAUGAUUUCCAUUUUGCAUUUAUGAAUAAGGUCACUUAUCCAUUGAUCGGAUUGGUUGUCAAUAUCGAAGCAAGGGAGAAACCAAAGAGUCUUGAUUAUGAUUUCGACUUCCAAUAUAACGACAUUAAAUUUGGUUCCCAGUUGGACUUUAAUGUCGAUAAAAAAUCAAGAGGAGACUUUGAAGUUGCAUUUGGAAUUUAUGGUCUGGAAAACAAAGUUGAUUUUAAAUCAAGUAGAGAACUUGAAGGAGCCGAUAAAAGCAAAAUUAAUAACGAAUUAGACAUAAAUGGAAUGAAACUACAAGUUAGAGGACUUAUUACACACAAUAUCAAACCAUCUAGUGUUGACAUCGGCGCUGAUUUAACUGUUGUCCUACCCACCCACCCAACCCCAUUCAAAGUAGACAGUGGCUUACAAUACAAUCCAACUGACUUUGCUGCUCACAACAAAAUUCUCAGCGGAAAUGUAGUGGUUGUAGACGCCUUUUUGAAUGCUAACAAAAACGGUAAUGCUAACGGUAGCGUUAAAGUAAACAUUAAAAACGUUUUAGUAGUUAAUGGACAGCUUAAAUCAGUCAAAGGUGUUGGUAAUGGUCACAUCAAAAUCGACGCACAAUCGAUUAAAAAAGUAGUCAAAGCUGACAGCAACUUUGAGAUACAGCCACCAACAUUAUACAAAGUUGUAGUAACAUUAUAUCCAAGUUUCGAUAAAGACCCCAACCAAAAAAUAAUUUUGUCCACAAACAGCAAAUUGUCUCCAACAAGUAUCGAUACCAAAAACAGUGUCAAUCUUUUGGGAAAAGUAUUGGAAGUCAAUUUGAACGCUGCAAAAUCUGGUGACGCUGAAAACAAAAAAUAUAACGGAGAAGUCGAAGUCAUUCUUCCAAAUGAUCAAUACUUGCAAGGAAAAGUUAAUGGAGCCUACAACAAGAGGAAUGAUAUUCUUAACGGACAAGGUCAAGCUAGUGUAGAAUACAGGAAGAACAAAAACACUCCCGGCCGUAAACUCAGUUUGUCUGGUAAAUAUAAUAAUGUAAACGUCAAGGAAGGAGUCUAUGACGUUAGCUACAACUUGGCUGCUGAUGAUGCUAGCGGAAGAAAUGUCAACGCCGAUUUGAAUGUCAAAGUUCUUAAAGAAGGUGAAAGGAGAGUACUAGAUACCUCAACCAAAAUCUACGGAUCUAUAUUAAAACAAGCGCUCAAAUCAGGAUUAGUCUUCAAAUACACAGUCGAUAAUGGUGAAUUCGAAAUUACUUCAUCAUACGGCCCUGAAGUUAAUGGUAAACUUGGCGGCAAAUACGAUGUUAGAGAUGAAGGCAAACCUGUUUCUGGGGAACUUGAUAUCGAACUUUUGUUGCCCAGCCAAAACUUGAAAACUUUGAAAUCCAAAUUGUCUGGAUCUGUCCUCCUACCAACUGACAAAGCUAGUGAAAUUACAUUAAGCGGAGCUGCUAGUAUCUACGCUGACAACCGAGUAUCCCAAGCCCCAUUAGUCGAUUUUAGCACAGAUGGUCAAGUUAGAGCAAGUGAUAAAGAUGGAGACCUUAAAGCAAAUCUUAAAACAAACAAACUUGACCCCAUUGCUGUAGUUGCUGGAUAUAGCUACAAAGAUCAAGGACAAGAAAAACAUCAACUAACUGGUAACGUAGCUUUACAGUACAGUAGAGGCAAAAACUUGAAAUUAGAUGGAACUCUUUCAAAACUCGCCAAACAUCAAUACAAAUUGGAAGCAGAGCUUGAUACUCCAUUCGAAAGCUUAAAGAAGAAUCAUUUGUUAGUCGAAACUAGGGGCUCUGAUGACUAUCAGCAAGUCACAAGUAAAGUAGUAUUGACCAACGACGGCAAGAAAUGGCAACUCGAUAGUGACUUAAAAUCAUCAGAAAUCUCACCGUUGAUUCAUUUGAAGUUAAGAUCUCCCGAAGGAAAGCUUACUGAAGUAUUGUUAAAAGGAAAUAAAGUUAGCGACAAGGAACUUGGUGUUGAAUACAAAUUGUUAUGUCAAAAGAAAGACUUCUUACUCGAAGGAAAAUUGGAUGCUAAUGUAGCAGAUGUUGACAACUUUUAUGUUAAAGGUAGUAUCAAUUCUCCAAAACUUGAAUUAAACAAAAUCACUUUCGAGGCAACCAACAAAGGUAAUAAAGCAGCCAAGAAAAUUCAAAUUCACAUAAAAUCUGCAGACAAAAACCUCGUUAGUGGAAGUACGACCUAUCAGGCCAGAGAAGAACACGGAAAAUACAUUAUCGAAGGCUCAGGAUCAUUAAAAAUUAAAGAAGAAAACAAAGCUGCCAACUUCAAAUUUAUUUCCCAAGAAUUGUCACAGGAGAAGAAUGGAGAACAAGGAUUCCAAAUUUCAUUUGUUGCUGGAGUGGGCAUCAAAAAUUUUGAUUCCGAAUUAAAAAUCACAAACAAGCAAUUCAGAAUUCUUGACUCUUACUGUGAGAAAAACAAGGAAUGUGCACACUUUGAGCUCGAUUCCAAAAUCAACGAAAAUGAUGUCGAUAGAUUUAAUCACGUCUUGGAAAUAACCGUUGACCUAAAAAAACUUGGCCUUCCAAAUGAAUUUGGUCUUAAAGCAGUCACCACAAGGAAAGGUUACGUUCUUGAUCACACAGUCGAUAUUCAUUUCCAAAGCCCACAAAACAGCAAAUAUCAAUACAGCGUUUAUCUCCACCCUGACGAAGCUGGAGUCUCUUUGACCACUCCAAACAGAAUAGUAUCUUUAGAAAGUCAAAUCAAAGGACCCAGAAAUGUUAAACUAGCCGGAGGUAAAAUUACUGCUGAAGUGGCGUUCUACCUCGACAAAAAGAAUCAACCCAAUCAGAAGGCUAGUCUAAGUGGUUGGAUAAGCGUUGACGCUAAAGGCAAAGGCGCCGUAGUUAACGCGGAAGCUUCAUUGUCACAUCCUGGACUUCAAAGACCAUUAUCUAUUACAUUCAAAUCUGUGCGCGGAGAUCAAUCUCCUCUUCCCGAACUUACUACCUCCACCGUCAUUGAUGUUUUCGCCCAACCAAAUCAGAAGCUAGUAAUCGAUUACAGAUUCACACCACAAGUCGCCAAUGACAAUACCAACGCUGUGAUUUACAAUGAAUUAUUGGUAAAGAGUGUCGGUCUAGGUAUUAAUAUCGAAGCUACUGAAGAAGCAAGACUAAACAGAAAAACAAUUUCCGGAGACUACUACUCAAGACUAAAAUAUGUGGUUGGAAACUCCAACUAUGACAAUCUGAUAUCCAUUAAAGGCAAUCAACAACGAUCGGAAGUUAUCCUUAGAUUAUUAAAUAUUGACUUACUGAAGAUUGAAAACAAAUAUCAACUUUCUAACGAUGAUAUAAUUGUUGACUCUGAACUGACCUCUUACGAUAACAAACCUCUGGUUAGUCACUUGGAAGUUAAGAAAUUCAAAACUGUCUUGUUUACCGUUGGUCACAAAAAUACACCAAAACAAAAACUCCAAAUCAACAGCGGUUUUAUUCCUGGUCAAAUCGCUGAUCUUCGUGCUGACUACCUUACAGGCGGAGGAACUUUGAAUCUAUUCCACGCUACCCUAAAACUCGACGAAGCCAACUUCCUUAAACCAGACUACAGCGUAAACGCAAAGGGAAUUGAAAAAGUCUUUAACCAAGGCAAAGAAGGAAUUUCUCGUUUCGUUAACGGUCUCGAGAGAAUCGAAGACGAAAUCGAGAAGGACAUUCGCAAAGAAGCUAGUCAACUCUCCGAAUUAGCAAAGAAAGCAGCUCCCAAUCUUCAGUCAGUGCAACAAUACUAUUCUACCGAACUGCAAAAAAUUAAGAACGAAAUCUUGAAGGAUAAAUCUUUACAAGAAUUUGGAGAACUCUUAAAAUCAUUAUUCUUCACUGUUAGUGAACUUGUCGAAACAAUCUUUGUUAGAGUAUUUGAAAUACUAGAAGCUGUAACUCAUGCAGUCCAAAGUGUUAUAGUUGCCUUCGUUGAAUCAUUCGAGAAGCAUAUCGUACCAGCUCUCAAGGAUCUCGUCGAGAAACUCUCUGCUAUUGCCGGUGAUAUCCUUAAUACCUUAGUGGAAAUUACUUCAAGUUAUUUGGCCACAGUCAGCGAAAUCAUCGAAAAAUACCAACCAGAAAUUAAACAAUUAACUGCUACAUUCGGUGAAUUGGGACAAGAUAUUGCUAGAUUUAUUCAGAAGUCUUACGAACAAGUUAGACGAAUUUUCAUUAACUUAUACAGAAGACUGGUUGAAGAACUUAAAGCUCUUGCACUAUUUGACGAAAUACGUGCACAAUGGGAGGACUUUGUCAAGAACGGAUUACCAAACGCUGAGGGAAUCGUAGGUGGAAUAAAGGAAGUAGCUGCUACCAUUAAAGAUUUGGUUCCCGCUGAUCUCUUUGUUUCUAAAGAAGUCUAUGAGUUCGUUGAUAUUCUUACUGAUUAUUUGGAAAAGAAAAUCAAACAACAACCUGUAGACGACAUCGCAGUUUUGAACAAACUUUUCACCGUUAGCGCCAAUCUCGUUCAAAAGAUCUUGACCUUGAUAACAUCUUCAACUGCUGAUAUUCAACAACCCCAAGUAUCAAUUUCUCUCGAUUUCUUUAAGAAGCUGCCGAAAUUGGUUGCUGUUAAAUUGUCACCUAUCAAUUACAUCCUACUAGAAGAUCCUUCCAAGGAACUCAUGGAUCUAGGCUUGUCAUUAUUCACGAAACCAAAAGAAUGGUUCGCUCCAUUCCAACUAUUUGGAAUGAUUCUCCAAGCUCAGCACGUAUAUACAUUCGACGGAAGAUACCUUAACUUCCAAGGAACCUGCAAAUAUCUUUUGGCAAGAGACGCUGUCAACGGCAACUUUACUGUUAUUGGAAGCACUGCAAACGGACGUCUUAGCACCAUUUCUUUGGGCGACAAAGAAGAUAUUGUUACUGUUAAUGAGCACGGACAAGUUAUCUUUAACGGAGCUCACGCUGAGUUCCCUGUUCGCAAAGGAGGACUUGCAGCUUACAGAACCUACGAAAACGUCCAUCUAAAAUCAAGCGCCGGAGUUCAUAUCAUUUGCACACCAACAUUACAAGGAUGUGGAGUUUACCUUUCAGGUUUCUACCACGGCCAAGUUAAAGGUCUUCUGGGUAGAGGCAACAACGAACCUUUCGAUGAUCUCACUGUUGCCAACGGAAAAAUUGUUACAUCAGAUGUCGAGUUCGUCAACUCCUACAAAAUCGGUAACUGCCAACCAGCCGUUGUACCUCCUUCUGCACCAUCUAAUCCAGCUUGUGAAAAACUCUUCGGGUGGGAAUCUUCGCUCAGACUGUGCUAUCCAUUUGUUGACACCGAUAUUUUCAAGAAGGCCUGCAACUUUGGAUUUGCAAACAAUGUAAAGGAUACUGAAAUGUCCGCUGCCUCAGCUUAUGUAGGACGUUGCCUUGAACACAACAUUCCAGUUAGUGUUCCUUCUAGAUUAACUCAAUGCCUUAACGGACCUGAAGCUCACAAUGUUGGAGACCAAUUUAGCGUAAAAGUACCAAAGAAUGCAGCCGAUAUUGUUGUUAUGGUCGACACUGUCAAAGCUAAUGAGCCAGUUUACAAUGAAUUAGUGAAACCUCUUAUUCAAGAGCUUACCAAGGGAUUAGCUGCCAAAGGAUUAACGCCGGUCCUCACAUAUGGAGCAGAAACAUGGACUCUAACGCAGAAAGAUGAAAGACUUUUGGGAAUAUUUGAGCAUAAAAUACUCCGCAAAAUAUUCGGAGCUGUAAACGACCAAGGGCAGUGGCGCAGAAAAUAUAAUUUUGAAUUUUAUCAGCUCUUUGAUGAGCCAGAUGUCAUAACGUUCAUUAAAACACAGCGACUUAGAUGGGCUGAACACAUAAUACGAAUGCCAGAAAAUACCAUUGCUAAAAAGCUAACCACAGGAACACCUGUAAGAAAAAGAAGCAAAGGCCGACCGCGAAUUAGGUGGUUAGAUAGAGUAGAAACCGACUUACGAAUAUUAAAAAUCAGAAGAUGGCAACAUGUUGCCAAAAACCGAACAGAAUGGCGACAAAUCUUAGAGCAGGCCAAGAUCCACAGAGGAGAUGUUGAAACCCACCUUAUUGCUUACGGAGGUGAGAACCAAUGGCCAAGCCACGUCACCGUUGGUGGAAAGCUCGUUUUCAAAGGAAAAGCUCCCGAACUUAAAUUUACCGAAAAUCCCAAGGAAACACCAGUUGUUGGAGAAUUAUCAAAAUCUGUAGAGGCCUUACGUAGUAUUCUUAGAGAUAUCAAGCUAGCCUUUGGUCAAGAUCUUCAAGCUAAAACCUACACUGAAGGAUACGAAUAUCCAUACCGCGCCCAUGCCGUUAAAAUUAUGUUGGCUGUUACUAGUAAACCAUGCGAAGUAGGCAAGCUAUAUCCAAAAUUGAGAACUCUUCUCUUCAAAAAUAACCAAUAUUCCCUUCAACUGAUAACUCCAUUCGACGGUCUACAAGUUAAAGAUGCCAAGAAAACUAAGGACGUGAUUGGAUUUAAUGAUGAACACGUCUUUACCUUCUCACAACCUAAGAAGCCCGAAGGUACCGCUGAAUUAUAUAAAGAAUUACAAUAUGACGACUACUGCGUAGACUUUACAGUUAAGAACCGCGGAAAUGUCUUCGUAACAGACAAUUUCCUCGAUGCAAAACCAGAUGGUAGAAAACAAUUCCUUCACACCGCUGCCCAUAACAUCAUUAAAGAAGCCAUCAACCUCGAGCAAGGUUUGGACUGCGAAUGCAGACCAUCAUCACCUUACGGAGGUAAAAAUGUAUGCAGGGAAGCCUAUUCCAAAGAAAAAUCAGCACCAUGCUACCAGAAGAAGAAUAACCAAAGCAGAGACAGAAUCGGUCAGAACAUCACCAUCGAUGACUUUAACUUUGAGCGCGUUAGAGAAUUCAAGUAUCUUGGAACAACAAUAACUGAAGACAAUAACGGAACAGAAGAAAUAAACAACAGAUACAGGUCUAUAAAACAAUCAUACGACCCGUUGUGA